Asterias rubens (European starfish) is the source of this 1997-nucleotide messenger RNA. RefSeq names its product ubiquitin-conjugating enzyme E2 S-like. Bases 90 to 731 code for a protein of 213 amino acids. NCBI's taxonomy places the organism in Eukaryota, Metazoa, Echinodermata, Asteroidea, Forcipulatida, Asteriidae. The record is from RefSeq and is a predicted model, not a curated record. The transcript has 4 exons.
UGUACGUACAUCCGAAUACACAGCUGCGGUUUUCAAUAACUAGGUUUUUUCCCAAUUUUCCCUUGACUGAUCCUUGACGUAACUUCCAAAUGGCUUUGUCGGGAAGUUCCAAUGUAGAAAAUCUGUCACCCCAUGUCAUCAGACAGGUCACGAAAGAGGUGGGUGACCUUUGCUCUGACCCUCCAGAAGGUAUAAAGCUCCUCCCUAGUGAAGAAGACAUCACAGAUAUCCAGGCCUCUAUAGAAGGACCAUCUGGAACUCCCUAUGCAGGCGGUAUCUUCAGAAUAAAACUAGUAUUAGGAAAGGACUUUCCAAGAACACCACCAAAGGGCUAUUUUCUGACCAAGGUGUUCCACCCUAAUGUAGCUAGUAAUGGAGAGAUUUGCGUUAACACAUUGAAACGAGAUUGGAAAGCUGAUAUGGGCAUCAAGCAUCUACUUCUUACAAUCAAGUGCUUACUCAUAUAUCCCAAUCCGGAAUCAGCGUUGAACGAGGAAGCUGGGAGACUACUAUUAGAACAAUAUGAUGAUUAUUUCAUGAGGGCCAAAAUGAUGACGGAUAUCCAUGCAAAGUCUGGCCGAGGAGUUAAAGAAUCUAGAGAAAUUGAUGAGAAUUGUCCCUCGACAUCGGGAUCCAAUACCAAUGGUCCUCAUGCCAAGAAACAUGCUGGAGAUAAGAAAGUCUUGGACAAAAAGAGGAGAGACAAAAAGAGAACUCUGAAGAGAUUAUGAAAGCUGUUGAAGGUUGUUUUUUUUUGCUAGUAUAACUAUAUAUUUUGUCUUUUUAAAAGUUUUUUUGGGGGGUUACUGUCAUUCUUUGUUUUAGGGUUGUUUGUUUUGUAGGGGAGGUGUUCUGUGCUGGUUGUUGUUGUUGCAAAAAGACACUAAAGUCAGCUUUCAACAGUAAUUAUGUCCUGGAAUUUCUUGUUCAUUCAUACUAGUUUUGCGGUUGGAAUGAUCAAAUCUACAUUGCUACACAAUAGCUUGAAAUGGAUUAACUACCUGACUAUGUACCCCAGUGGAGCAAGUGUCGAGGAAGUAUGCGAAAAACUAUUCUGUACUUUCCUCUUUUCAUCUUUGAAUUAGGUAGAAAACACUGGCAAGCUUGUACUGGUUCAGCAAGGAUUCAUCUUAAGUUAAGUUAGUCAAUCACAUCAAUCUCAAUCAAUGGGUGCGUGCGAUUAGCUUCCCCGGGUCGACCCCAGUCUGCCCCCGGUGCGUUCGAAUAGCUUUGACGUCAUUCCAGGGGCUCAUCCGGGUUAGCCCCUAGUGCCCUACUUGUGGAAUGGGUGGCUUGGGGUUGGCCCAAGGUGCAUGAUGUCAUGACGAGAGGGGGAGUUAUCGUUCGAUUAGCUCUUGUCAGAGGCUCACCGGAAUGAGCACCUCGGGGUCGACCCGGGGAAGCUUAUCGUCCGCACCCAUUAAAACAUAGAGAUCACUUAUCACUAUUGCUACUGACUGUAAUCACCCUUUGCAAUGACAUCACAUGCGGCUACUGUCUACUCAUGGUGUCCCAUUUUGAGAGUAUGCAUGUCCAGAUACAUGUAUGGUGUCAUGCACACGUCGUCUAAAAAACGCACCACACACAGGGAAACUGACUCCACAAAACGUCACAAGCUAGAUCUUAUUGAAGUAAUAGCUUCAGACGAAUUUGGUCAAUACUCAUCUUAAGAUGGAUCUGGGAUCUCGCUGUGAAAUCUGGCCUAGUUAUUGUCGGGGCACAAUUGAAUUUGGAUCCUCGAGCAAGACAUUUGACCAUAAUUGCUUCUCAUCAUCCAGGAGUAAAUAAUGGGUAACUGCAAGGGUAAACAUUGUCAUUGCAAAUGAGUAGCAGCCAGUGGAAAGCUAACUAAGAGGCAUACUUGGCCAGAAAAAAAGCGCAACAAAAAUAUUACUUUGUGGGGCUCAUGUUAAUUUAUGUGUUCUGGGGUGAAUUUCACAAAGAGUUAGGACUAGUCUAAUCUCGAGUUAGGACCAGUUACUCUUCCCAUGGAGCUA